GUCUUUGUGAUGCUCAGCAUUUACAGCUUGCUGACCAACCCGGUCCUGCUCUUUGUUAUCAUCUUCGUGACAGGUGGUCUUUACGGAAUCGGCAAGCUCCAGGGCCGAGACCUCGAUUUGGGCGUUGCCCGCUUCAACACCUCCCAGCUGUACACUGGGCUACUGCUUGUCGCGGUUCCCCUAGGAUUCUGGGCCUCACCCAUUGCUACGGUGCUCUGGUUGAUCGGAGCCACCGGCGUGGCCGUCUUUGGCCAUGCCGCUUUCAUGGAUAAACCAAUCGAGAAUGCUUUUUCCGAGGAGGCGGUCUAGGUGGUCGGCCGCGAACUCCUUACGGUAUGCCCCGAUGGGGAAGACCACCGCGGGCACGAGUGGGGAGACAAACCAGGAGACGUGCGGCUCCGUGGGUGGAUGGGAGCUUAAGGGUUGAGGAGCUUGACAGCGAGGAGGACGAUAUAUACAGUCGCCAAGAUAUGCGCAUAUCGCAGGCAAGGCAGGCAGCGAAUCGGGAGAUCGCUGGAGGAUCGAUGCGACGGAGGCGAAUGGUAGAGUAUGACGCGGUCUACGAAGACGAAAUGGCAUCUGUCGAUGAGAUGGACUACGACCUACAGGAUAGCAUGGACAGCACGGUGGCUUAUGCAGUGCAGUUAGCCAUGAAGGACAAGGAGGAGCGACUAGUAGAUCAGGCUCUCGACCGGAUACGACGCGCGCAGGUGCAGGGCCAGAAGAACGUGCGUUUAUCGAAACGGGAGCUAGAGGCGAUCGAACGCAUGCGGACCGGAUCGAGAAGCGGAACCGAGCAAGAACCCCGUGCCAGCGCUUUGGAAGGGACGUCCUUUGACAAUCGAUACUUGAAUCCUCCUGAAAGUUCCAGCCACCGAGCUACAGGGGAAGCACCUCGUGGUGGUCCCUAUGUGUCAUCCUCCCCCAGAAAGCACAGCGUGCCGUCUUCCCUUGCAGAAAACAACAGUGCCUAUGCCUUUUGGGCGCGUACUUCGGCUGCUUCUCUCGACCCCGAAGCCUCACCCCGAUCGCCAUCUUCUCGCCCAGAGUCCAGUCAUACGCCCCCUCGAUCUCCACUUCAGCCAGCUUACUCACUGGAGCGUUUACCAUCAGUACCUCUUGUUCACAAUCCUGGAUCUAUGCGGAGACCGGCCUUCACGCGCCCUCUUCACGACGAGACCCAAUGGAGACCCUCCCAUCGGCCCCCUCAUCCUAUAGAUUCCCCGCCGUACCCGCUAGAACCUCGACGCGAUUCGGUCGCCCAUUCAGGAAAGACAUCGAUAACUGGCUAUCGGAACAUUUUUGACGAUCGUCUUAAUAGCGCACGGAGUGCGACUAUGGGGCAAGGGCGGCCGGGGAGGGUGACGGAGAAAUACCCCCGAGAGGAUGGAGGAAAUCGAAGCAGUGGAUUGGAGGACAGUACUGAUGAAGUGCAUAUGAUAGACGUGUUGGAGCGGAGAGUGCCGCUUGGCAUGCCAACGCGGGUGCCAGUUGGGCGCGGAAGUUAUCAUCGCGGCAGUCGUCCUUGAAGUCCCGUACGCUUGUGCCUGUAACCUAUGAAGCGCGUCCUGUAGAUUUGUUUAGAUUAG
Molecule: messenger RNA, 1589 nt
Organism: Aspergillus japonicus CBS 114.51
Lineage: Eukaryota; Fungi; Ascomycota; Eurotiomycetes; Eurotiales; Aspergillaceae
Exons: 1
Coding region: 336-1529 (397 amino acids)
Source: RefSeq, a predicted model, not a curated record